CUGAAGCUGGGGGCGGGACUUGAGCUGAGAGGCUGGGCCCUAGUGGGGAGAGGUAAAACCCCCAAGAUGCGGGGUGGGGCGGCGCUCCCGUGGCUGGGGGCGCUGCAGUCCGGUUCCCCGUCGCCACAGUAGCCGCCGCAGUUCUCAUAGUGUCUGCUAUCCCUGCUACCCCAAGGAGCCCCUCUGGGAGUUCACUACCCUGAUCCCAACUGAGCGGUCCCAGGAUCCCUCCAGCCUUUGCCCCUCCAAGAGACCCGGACUGACCGUCUGUGUGGACCCAGAAUGGAGCCUCAUUCGGCAGCGGCGGGAGACUCAGAGACAACUCACUUGGUGACCCCCCGGGCUCCCCGCAACGCCGGCAGCCUCCGUCUCAAGAGUCUCUUCACAGAGCCUUCGAAGUCGCCCCCGGAAGAACAAGGUCCACCGGAGCAACCUCAGUUCCGCCACUGCCACAUAGACCCCAUCCCUCGGGCUGGCCUUAGCCCUGAGCAGCUACAGGCCCAGAAGCAACUGUGUGCUGCCUGUGCUGUCUGUUUCCUCUUCAUGGCAGGGGAAAUUGUGGGUGGAUAUUUAGCGCACAGCCUGGCCAUCAUGACUGAUGCUGUCCACCUGCUGGCAGACGUGGGUAGCAUGGCAGCCAGUCUCUUUUCCCUGUGGCUCUCCACCCGCCCAGCCACUCGAACCAUGACCUUUGGCUGGCACCGCUCAGAAACCCUGGGGGCUUUAGCCUCUGUGCUGUCCCUCUGGAUUGUCACUGCUGUCUUGCUCUAUCUGGCCUUCGUGCGCCUCCUGAACAGUGACUACCACAUUGAGGGAGAUGCCAUGUUAAUCACCGCAGGCAUUGCCGUCUGUGCCAAUCUUUUAAUGGCUUUUGUGCUGCACCAGGCUUCUCCCGGACAUAGCCAUGGGUCCAAGGGAACUGAGUAUGCUCCGUUGGAGGAGGGGCAAAGGGGUCCUCUGAAUAUCUACAACACCAGCGUGCGAGCAGCUUUUGUGCACGUUCUGGGGGACUUACUUCAAAGCUUUGGGGUUCUGGCUGCAUCUAUCCUCAUCUACUUCAAGCCCCAGUAUAAAGCUGCUGAUCCCAUUAGCACCUUUCUGUUCUCCAUCUGUGCCCUGGGUUCUACUGCUCCCACCCUCCGGGAUGUUCUUCGGAUCCUGAUGGAAGGUUCUCCCCCUGGCAUUUGCUACGAACCAGUUCGGGACCUGUUACUGUCAGUGCCAGGAGUCAAGGCAAUUCAUGAGCUGCACUUGUGGGCCCUGACCCUCACCUAUCAUGCUGUUUCUGCCCAUCUGGCCAUUGGUAAGUGUCAGGGCUGCCUUAGGUCAUGUGUGUGCAGGAGGAUACCGUCAUCCUCAGGAUAUCUUCUUUUCUUAAAGCCCAUUCUAGGAUGGAGAACCAGAGUCAGGAUAAAUAACUGGAACAGAAAAAAAUGUCUCUUUCCCUGUGAUGCCCAAACCCUCACUCCUCCAGCCCCCUGCUCCUAACACAUACUGAGCCAUCAUUGAGGCAGGGAAAUAAGAGUUGAGAAAAUAAAAAAGGCUUUCUGGAAAGUAUUUCACCCUUGAAAGUAUGAAAAUGAAAUUAGAAGCCUUGAACAACUCCUUGUUUCCAACUCAAUUCAAACUGGCUUUAAUGAAAUACCCUAGGGCCCUCCCCGUAAUGUCAAGGCCCAUUAGUCUUCAUCUCAUUCUCUUUUGCCCCUAUUCUAAUCUCCCCUGGGACUCUGAUGCUGCCUUCUUAUCAUUCUUCCACAGACGCCACUGCAGACCCCGAGGCUGCCCGGGCAGAAGCCUCCUCCCUGCUCCACACCCGAUUUGGAUUUAGUAGCAUCACUCUCCAAGUGGAGCAGUACCAGCCCGACAUGGCCCAGUGCCCAAGCUGCCAGGAACCCCCUCAGGCCUGAGCAUUUCAGGCUUCCCCACUUCUCUGUCUUCCUGCUGCCCAGGGACUUCCUUUACCCCAGCCUUCACCAUCUCCUCAUCAGGCUGCCAGACCCAGAUUCAAUGCUGGACUCUUCAUUUGCUAAGCCCCUUUUGGGGGUGGGUGGGUAGCCACUUGCCCAAGUCUGAAAACCUGCUUUCUCUGUCCUAGGCAGAAUGGACCUCAUAUGGGUCAACCAAGCUUCCCUUCCCCAACAACUUCAACUCUGAGCCCCACCUCCUUACCUACCCCCAAGCCUUGUAGCCCCAGUGGGCAUGACCAAAGUAGGGGGGUACUCUCACCCAAAUGGGUAUGACCAAAUUCAGGGGUGGAGGUCUGGGGUCGAAGGGCAGCUAAUACGAGGAGGGGGAGAAGGAUGUUGGGGAGCGUCGUGGUCUUUUCCUUCCCUGUUCCUCUGAGGGGCUCCAUAUAGCUUCUUCAUGUUUGCAUACCUCAUGCUUUGUGUGGUUGUGGUCUUUGGUGUCUGGCUGCAGUGUCCCCUCUCUCUGUGUAGCCCUCGGUCAAUGCUGCUCUCUGGGCAUCCAUGGGUCCCUCAAUCUGCACUGUAUGUGUUACAGCCUGUGGCUUGUCCGUGUAUUGGUGCUGUGUUGUGUCUGUCUGUGUCCGCCAAUGUGUGGCAGCGCUGUGGUCUCUGUGAGCCUACACCGUCUGUCUGUUCUUUGUUCUGUCUGUUCCUCUAUUGGUGCUGUGCUCUCACUCUGCCCCUGGUUAGAGGGGUGACACCACAGCAGCUUUGGGCCAAUAAAGGAAUGUCAAACGAG
This is a messenger RNA of Monodelphis domestica (gray short-tailed opossum), 2706 nucleotides long. NCBI's taxonomy places the organism in Eukaryota, Metazoa, Chordata, Mammalia, Didelphimorphia, Didelphidae. The record is from RefSeq and is a predicted model, not a curated record.